UUCAUCUUUCACUUACCACAAUCUGGUAAAUCAUGUUCACCUAAUUUCCUUUGUUUUUUUCCCUACACUUGAAAAACCCUAAUUUCACCUCCCCAUCUCCCCCCAUAAAAAUUUCAUUCCACAAUCAAACUCAAAAAACAAAUUAAAAAAGAGUUAAAAUUUUUACCCAAAAUACCCACUUCAGAUUUUCACAGAAACCCAACUUAAAGGGAAACUUUUUUUCUGGGCUGUAAAAUUCUGAAGCUAGGAAAUUCAGAAAUGGUGGAAAUUUCAGGUGAAAGGCGGGAAAAUGAAGUGGUUAAGUCAGAAAAAGUGGGAGUAGCCAUUGAAGAGAGAGAAAAUGAUGACGGUGUUGCAGAAGCAGAACUUGCGGUUGCUGUAGCUGAGAGGAAUUCAGCAGCAAAUAGAUGGCCAAAGCAAGAAACCAUGGCUUUGCUUAGGAUAAGGUCUGAAAUGGAUUUUGCAUUUCGAGAUACUGGCUUUAAAGCUCAUCUUUGGGAUGAAAUUUCUAGGAGAAUGGUUGAGCUCGGAUAUCAUAGAAGUGCCCACAAAUGUAAACAGAAAUUCGAGAACAUAUACAAAUACCACAAGAGACUGAAAAAUUGCUCAUAUAGUCGUUCAAAUCGCAAGGCAUACCGGUAUUUUGAUCAGUUAGAAGCUUUAGGUAACCGUCAGAUUUCUUUCCAAGCUUCAGCUUCUGAGCCAGCAGAUACCUCUAUGAACGACACACCAUAUGUUGUGUCUCCAAUCUAUAGCCACCCUCAGAGUGUAUCCCAAUUGACGAUGCCUUCAUCGGUAAACUUCGAUCCUUUCACGAUUUCAACAUCUACUAUCUCAACUUCAGGAAGUGAAUCUGAGGGAGCUCGGACGAAAAAGAGAAAAUGGGUAGAUUAUGUUGAUAUAUUAAUGAAAUCUGUACUUGAGAAACAAGAGGCUUUGCAGAAUAAGUUCCUGGAAGCAGUAGAUAAACAUGAGCGUGAGAGGCAAGCAAGAGAAAAGGCAUGGAAGAUGCAAGAUAUGGAUAGAAUCAAGAAAGAACAUGAGCUUUUGAUGCAAGAGAGGUCAAUAUCAGCAGCAAAGGAUGCAGCAAUUGGAUUUUUGCAGAAGGUUUUCGAGCAAGGAAAGUUUUCUGGGCCAAUCAUGGAAAACCUGAGUCAAGAAAUGAGCAUCGUGUGUAACAAAGAGAAAGAUAAUAACGGUGAAAUCUUCUCUUCACGGUGGCCAAAGGAAGAAGUUGAAGCUUUGAUAAAGACUAAAACUAAUAUGGAGUUGGAGUACCAAAGAGUUGGUCAAAAGGGGCCUAUGUGGGAAGAUAUUUCUACAACAAUGAGAAACUUUGGUUAUGAUCGAAAUGCUAAAAGGUGCAAGGAGAAAUGGGAGAACAUAAACAAGUAUUACAGGAGAGUGAAAGACAGCAACAAACACAGGAAUGCCGAAUCUAAAACAUGCCCUUACUUCCACCUCCUUGAUCAACUGCAUAAUCUGAAAACCAAGAGGUUUGAUAACAACAGUUCAGAGAAUUCUGGUAGUAACAUGAGACCAGAAGAGCUCUUACUACACAUGAUGAAUCAUCAUCAUUCAAGGCAACAGCAACAAGAACAGGCAGUUUUACAUCAAGAACAAGGUGACUUGAAUAUGCAAAACGGCAAGCUUAAUCAUGAUGAAGAAGCUGGUAAUGAUGCAGAAGGUGAUUAUCAUGUCGUUGCUCACAACCCUUUGGCUGUGAGCGUUUGAUUAAGGACAUAAUGCAAGAGACGUUUAAUUUAUCAAGUUGAAUUUCGAGAAGUGAAGGAGCAUCCGGUUGUGUAUAAAAUCACUUACUGAUGGUUGUGGUUGUACAAGGAAAUGUGACGUCUCAAAAGUGAGGUGAUGAUCGUCAUUUGGAGAGUAUAUAUGCAAUAGAGAAUAGAGUCCGGGAAAUUAUAUGUAUGUCUUUGUGUAGACAUCUCUUUUUCUAGUUUUUGGCAGUCUAGUCUUGACCCUGUGCUUGCACAAGGUUGGUAAUGAAUGUCGAUGUAGUGUUUUAUUUGUUUGGGGCAAAUAAAAAUAGCGUGGAAAUGAGGCCCUUUUCUUCA
Spinacia oleracea (spinach) is the source of this 2075-nucleotide messenger RNA. RefSeq names its product trihelix transcription factor GTL1. Lineage: Eukaryota; Viridiplantae; Streptophyta; Magnoliopsida; Caryophyllales; Amaranthaceae. The record is from RefSeq and is a predicted model, not a curated record. The transcript is spliced from 2 exons. The coding region runs from base 259 to 1734 and encodes 491 amino acids.